This is a messenger RNA of Candoia aspera, 1043 nucleotides long. It is a transcript of the gene SSUH2, whose product is annotated as ssu-2 homolog. Bases 30 to 1013 code for a protein of 327 amino acids. The record is from RefSeq and is a predicted model, not a curated record. Lineage: Eukaryota; Metazoa; Chordata; Lepidosauria; Squamata; Candoiidae. The transcript is spliced from 10 exons.
GCAGGAAAAAGUUGUUUCCACCUCCAGAGAUGAUGCAAAAGGUUAGCACACAGAGGAGCAACCCUGUGUUUCUAGAGUAUAGGAUCCCAAGAAUGACAGAUGACAUGGCCAGGAGUGCACUGCUCAGCUUCGUGAAUUCCAAGUGUUGCUAUGGCAACAGAGCUGCAGGGGAGCUCCUCAUUCAGGAACUGAAGCCACGGACAUUUUACAGAUAUCGACUGGAAACCUUUAAUGAAACAAGAUCAUGUGAAUGGACAUUUGAGCCUUUUACCAAUGCUUCGGUAGACGGUCCACAAAAUGGCGUAUCUCCUCGACCUUGGGAUAUUAAAGUCCAAGUUCCACAGAUGUUUCAGGAAGACACAAAAAAGUUUCGUGUUCCCCAUUCUUCUUUACUCAAGGAAUGUCAUAAAUGCCAUGGCUGGGGCCGAUACAAAUGUAAUGGAUGCCACGGUGGAGGCAGGAUGAGGUGUGUCACAUGUAAUGGAGCCAGAAAAGCCAAAGCCAAACAUCUAAAAUAUCAGAAACGGUGCCAGAUGUGCUCAGGUACAGGUCGCAAAAGGUGCAGCACUUGUUCUGGAAGAGGCAACAAAACCUGUUCAACCUGCCAAGGAGAGAAAAAGUUGCUACAUUUCAUCCGAUUGAUAAUAACUUGGAAAAACAAUGUAUAUGAAUUCAUUUCUGAACAUCAGCUAAGCUUUCCAAGAGAACUGCUCAGUAAAGCUAUGGGUGAAAAUAUAUUUAAAGAUGAAAAUACUCUGGUAUAUCCUCUUGUUGAUUCCCCUAACCCUGAGAUCUCACUGGCUUCACAAAGAGCUAUUGCAGAGCAUCAUGGCACACUCACCAGCACAUCUCGCAUUCUACGGCAGCGACAGACCAUAGAGCUAAUACCUGUGACUGAAGUCCACUACCAAUAUGCUGCAAAGUCAUAUCUUUACUAUAUCUACGGAAUGGAGAACAAGGUCUAUGCCCUAGACUAUCCAGAAAGAUAUUGCUGUGGCUGUACCAUAAUCUGACAGUGAAAUGCUGUGCGAAGAUUCCUUACA